AUGACCAAGCUUGCGCUCAACUCCCCGCCGGAGCGGCGGUACGAGAUGGCGGUGAUGGUGUGGCACACGGUGGCCAUUCCAGUCGCCCUUGCUGCUUUCUUCCUCUGCUGUGCGUUCCCGCCGUUCUGGCCAUUUAUUCUGUACUAUCUGGUGUUCAUGUGGCUUGAUCCCCGGCCCGAGAGGGGCACAGUACUAACUCCGUUUCAACGGUGGACCCGCCAGGCGUGGUGGUGGAAGAGUUUUGCCAGCUACUUUCCCGUGCGCCUCCACAAAACUGCUGAUCUCAAGCCAUGCUUUGAGAUCAACCCCCGCAACGACGCGGGCCAGACGGUCAAAAACGUCCUCAAGUGGUGGUACAAGAUCCUAGUUUGGUGGUACUUUGUUAUAACCUUCCGCUCGUACCGGCUGGCGCCUAAAGCAACCGGCCAGCGCUAUAUUUUUGGCUACCACCCGCAUGGGAUUAUCGGUAUGGGCGCUGUGGGCGGGAUAGCCACGGAGGGUGCGGGCUGGUCGAAGCUGUUUCCUGGAAUCCCCGUGCGGCUGCUCACUCUGCGGUCCAACUUCUUCCUACCGUUCUACAGAGAAUACUUGCUGUCAAUUGGCGCCUGUUCUGUAUCUCGAAGCAGCUGCAUGCAGCUGUUGCGUAAUAAUAAUCCUAUCUGCAUUGUUCUGGGGGGUGCUCGCGAGAGCCUGCUUGCAAAGCCGGGCAAAAUGGAUCUCAUUUUGAACAACAGAUUCGGGUUUGUCAAAAUCGCGCUGCGAACGGGCGCUUCAAUGGUGCCUGUGCUGGCCUACGGUGAAACAAACAUCUACCAGCAGCUCAACCCAGAUAACAGCGAUGGGCCCCUGCAAAAGUAUCACAAGUUCAUGACAAAGUAUAUGGGGUUCACUAUUCCUCUAUUUCAUGCUCGCGGUGUGUUCAACUACAAUAAGGGCAUUUUGCCCUACCGCAACCCAAUAGACAUUGUGGUUGGCGAUGCAGUCGAUAGGUAA
Messenger RNA from Wickerhamiella sorbophila, 993 nucleotides. RefSeq names its product Diacylglycerol O-acyltransferase 1. The record is from RefSeq and is a predicted model, not a curated record. Lineage: Eukaryota; Fungi; Ascomycota; Dipodascomycetes; Dipodascales; Trichomonascaceae. Gene Ontology annotation, biological process: triglyceride biosynthetic process. Gene Ontology annotation, cellular component: endoplasmic reticulum membrane. Gene Ontology annotation, molecular function: diacylglycerol O-acyltransferase activity. The transcript has 2 exons. Bases 1 to 993 code for a protein of 330 amino acids.